AUGUUCUUCGUAGCAGUCCUAUACUCAUUAUUUUCUUAUUUACAUGUUACUGCUCUUCAACCACAAUUUAUAGCUACUACUCGCUCCAAGUAUGGCGAUGUUACUCAUCUCACAAUCAGAAAAGCCGAAAAACUAUCUAUUAAAGUACAAAAAUGUAAAUGCGAUCUAGAAUUCAUUAGAUUAUGUACAAUCUACAAACUAACACCAUCGUUCGUAAAAAUCUCACUCUGGAAAAAGAGAUUAAAAACAUCUAACGAGUAUAAAUCGUUGCAACAAUAUUGCCUUCAACAAGAAUAUAAAAAUCGUUUUAAAGAUUGCCUCAAACAUGAAAAAGAAUUAAAAACACUAAUUGACAAACUUAAAUUAAUUAUGAAUAGUCAUGAUAUUGAUCAACUACAGAAAUAUUUAUAUGAAAUAUCUAAGAAAACAAAAGAAAAAACAGUAACAACACAUUACAAAAAACUACGAAUACUAAAUAAAGGACCAGUUGGUCAAGACUACCUAUCGCUUGAAACAAAACGCGUACACAAUAUCUCCUCUUAUGUUCUCACAACAGCUGAAGAACGUAUCUUAUGUCGAGGUUGGGAAUUCUGCAUAGAGAAUAAAGUUAAUAAUUUUAUCGAUUUUAAAACUGAUAUUGAAUUAAACAUGAAGAAAAUUGAACAGUCAUGUCAUCGUAACGCCUUUAGUAUUAUAUGCCAUAAUAUAUUUAAUGCUUCUGAUAUAUUUAUGAAAUCAGCAAAGAAGAAGAGCAUUAGAAAUGUAAGCGAUGAAGAAUUUAAAGCUUUAAAAUCGUUAAAAGACAAUACUAAUAUCAUAAUAUAUGUCGCGCCGACAAAGGAAAUUGCAUAG
This is a messenger RNA of Rotaria socialis, 852 nucleotides long. The record is from the annotation of a GenBank genome assembly. Lineage: Eukaryota; Metazoa; Rotifera; Eurotatoria; Philodinida; Philodinidae.